Schistosoma curassoni is the source of this 240-nucleotide messenger RNA. NCBI's taxonomy places the organism in Eukaryota, Metazoa, Platyhelminthes, Trematoda, Strigeidida, Schistosomatidae. The record is from the annotation of a GenBank genome assembly.
AUGAAUAAAUUUAUAAAGGAAAAAAAACUGAUGAGAAUCAUUUUAUCUGUGUUAAGACCCAUUGAUACUACUACUACUACUACUACUACUACUACUACUACUACUACUACUAAUAAUAAUAAUAAUAAUAAUAAUAAUAAUAAUAAUAAUAAUAAUAAUGACAUAAUUAGGUCAUAUGCUCAAGAAAAGAAUAAAACUGAAAAAAGAGAUAAAAGUAGAAACGAUUUUCAUUUUACUUAA